AUGAACAUUGGGAGCCUGCAGCAUUUGAUCUCACAUAGCUUUUGUGCGAAGAGUGGAGACCAGAAAAACAAGCCUACGGCGCCCGGCCCUCGGGGAGUGCCCAUUCUUGGCUACCUUCCAUUCUUACGAAAACCCUAUCACAUCACCUUCACGGAGCUAAGCAAACAGUACGGACCCAUAAUAAGCGUUCGGCUUGGCUGUAAGAACGUGCUGGUACUUAACGAUUUCACAUCCAUCAAGGAAGGACACUCGAACCCUGACGUGCUGGAUCGGCCCAGUGAUUUUAUAUUUCGUCACCUUGGAAUGGAAGGUGUCGCUUCAAUCAACGGAGAGCGAUGGAAAGUGAACCGGAGGUACUGCUUCCACGUGUUGAGAGACCUGGGCUUUGCAAAGAAGUCUAUGGAAAAACACAUCCAGGAGGAGGCGCAGUGCUUUAUGGCUGUGCUUGCAUCAGGCAAGGAAGAGCCAGUGUUGGUGGCCCAUACGCUCGCAUCCAGCGUAGCUAACAGCAUGUCAGCGCUCAUAUUCGGCGAACGCUACGACCUGGGCGAUCCGAAGGGUCGCGACGUCGAGAGAAUGCUGACCAAGUUGCUGCGCGAAGCGCACUUCUUAUCCAUCGCGGAUUUUCUGCCAGCCCUUCGCUUCGUGGCAACGCGCCUGCCAACCACGAAGUUGUACGCCAUGAAAUCUAUCCUGCACGAGCUGAGCAGGUUCAUCAGGUGCAAUGAAGUGCGUCACCGGGAAGAUACGGAGGAGCACAUCGAGAAUGAUUUCAUAGACGGAUACCUGGGGAAGAUCAAAGAAGACAAAGGGAGAGAAUCCCACUUCAGCAUUCCAACGCUCGUGGGCAGCACGAUCAACUUCUACAGCGCAUCCACCAACACCGUGCGAAGUGCCGUCCUGUGGAACCUGUACAUCGCGGCCAGCGACCCGGACGGUCAGCAAGCGCGCGUACAGCGCGAAAUCGACGCAGCGAUUGGACGCAAGACGGCGCCCGCCUGGGAAGACAGGCGUCGCACGCCGUUUACAAUGGCGUGCAUUCUGGAGGCGCUACGCUGGAGGACCACGUCCCCUCUCGGCCUGCAGAGGGCAGCAGGUCGCGACACGGUAAUCUGCGGGUAUGACGUUCCUGCCGGCACCAUGGUGAUCGCAAACCUGUGGAACCUUCACAACGACCCUGCCUACUGGCCCGAGCCGUCCAAGUAUGACCCCACGCGGUUUCUCAAUGCUGACGGCACCGAGGUGAAUGACAAGCCGGCGGCGUUCCUCCCUUUUGGAACCGGAAGGAGACAGUGCCCGGGUAAAACGUUGGCCCUGAUGGAGGUCUACCUGUAUGUGGCCACAACGCUUCAGAGGUUCAGGGUGCUUCCGGAAGAAGGCAGAACCAUCUCCCUCGUCACAGCACCCGCUCUGCUCAAUGUCGCCAAUGACACGCAGAAACUGCGUUUCAUACCGCGAUAAUAAACCGAGAGCUUGCAGGUUACCGUUACUCAUA
Molecule: messenger RNA, 1495 nt
Organism: Rhipicephalus sanguineus (brown dog tick)
Lineage: Eukaryota; Metazoa; Arthropoda; Arachnida; Ixodida; Ixodidae
Product: cytochrome P450 2H2
Exons: 9
Coding region: 1-1461 (486 amino acids)
Molecular function (GO): heme binding; oxidoreductase activity, acting on paired donors, with incorporation or reduction of molecular oxygen; iron ion binding
Source: RefSeq, a predicted model, not a curated record